CUAUUUUCUCUUCGAAGCGGCAAUUUUAUGUAUGCGAUAGUAAAUGGGGAGUCUGCUGUCGAGUUUCAGAUCAGUUUGGAACAUGACUUCAAAUUCAGCCAGUUCUGAGGCAGAGAUCCAAGUACAUCAACUGAGCCAGCACCCAAACAAGGCUUGGAAAUCCAUGCAGCAGGACCAGAAAGUUAUUAAAAAGCAUCUUGUUGAUGACCCAGAGUCUCCUGUACCUGAUGGCCACCUUCGAUUUGUGUGUAUUUCUGACACACACAGUCGAAUAGAAUAUGGUGGAUUCCAGGUACCAGCUGGUGAUGUUCUUAUACAUGCAGGGGACUUCACAAUGAUUGGACUGCCCAAAGACAUUGACAAAUUCAAUAAAUUUCUUGGGACAUUACCUCACAAAGUCAAGAUCGUAAUAGCAGGAAACCAUGACUUAACAUUUGAUAAAGAUAUGGUUGAAAAAAGCCGUGAACAAUUGACCACAAUGUUUGGUGUGACAGAAGAAAACUUUGAGGCUUAUAUGACCAAAAACAAAUUGAGUGAAGUAAAAGAACUUUUGACAGAAUGUGUUUACCUCGAGGAUGAGUCAGUCAACAUUCAUGGAAUCAAAAUCUACGGAUCUCCAUGGCAGCCAGUAUUUGGUGGAUGGGGUUUCAAUUUACCACGAGGACAAUUACUGCUGGACAAGUGGAAUAUGAUACCAGAUGAUACAGAUAUCUUAAUCACCCAUGGCCCUCCCGUUGGUCAUGGUGAUUAUAGUUUUGAUGGCCACAGGGCUGGGUGUGUCGAGCUUCUUUCUACCAUACAGCAUCGAGUCCGACCCAAAUACCAUAUUUUUGGACAUAUUCAUGAAGGCUAUGGUGUCACCACUGAUGGAUUUACCAACUACAUCAAUGCUUCUACAUGUACAUUAAAAUACAAACCCAUCAAUGCUGCUAUAAUAUUUGACUUCCCUAUUCCUGAAGGACAUACAAAGGAGGAGGCCGUUGAUCUGUGUGUACAGACUGCCAUGCCCACCAAGAGUUCGUCAGAAUCACAUAUUAAACAAUCAAGUGAUGACAUUGAUGUUGAAUUUACCGAUGAUGUCUGAUAAGGCUACAGCAGAGAUUUGGUCACAUAGAACUUCAUAUUUUAUAUAUAUAUGUUCUUAGAAUUUUUGAAAAUAUACAUUAUCAUAUAGUUGACGAAAUUAUUUUUAUGUAUUUCACUAUGUUUUUAUUGCCCAGUUUAAUGGACUUUUAUGAAAAAUAAUUCCUGUUUUAGCUGUAUAUGUGUAUAACUUCCUUAUUAACAUGCUCAAAUUAUUAAUACAUAUUUCGUGAAAUUACUUCAAGACAGUUUUGAAGGAAUUCAUU
Messenger RNA from Ylistrum balloti, 1349 nucleotides. Its product is annotated as metallophosphoesterase MPPED2-like. Bases 44 to 1084 code for a protein of 346 amino acids. Gene Ontology annotation, molecular function: hydrolase activity. The transcript has 6 exons. Lineage: Eukaryota; Metazoa; Mollusca; Bivalvia; Pectinida; Pectinidae. The record is from RefSeq and is a predicted model, not a curated record.